AUCUUUAUUUUGUCUGUGGUUCGAAAACGAAAAAAUUGAUUUUCCUGAGGAAAUUUAAAGAGACGUCCCGUAAUUAAUAAAAUCUUCAGAGUUCAGAUUCAGACUAUUUACAUAAAGAUGUCGUCAAAAGCACUUGCGACGCCCUUUAUUCGUCAUGUCACGACCAGGGGAUAUGCACAAGCUGCACCAGCUGCUGUCGCUAGGGACGCAAGAAUCCAGUCUGCUGUUCUAACUAAUAACACAUUUGUGGCCGCUUUAGAUAAUGGUUCUCCAGUUGCACGAGUGACCAUUGCUUUUAAAGCUGGGUCUCGCUAUGAGCCUCAAACAGAGCUGGGCAUUGCUCAUGCUCUGCGCUCCGCAGCUGGCCUCUCCACCAAGAAUGCCAGUGCCUAUAUGAUUAAGAGGAAGUUGGCACAAGUUGGAGCCUCCGUCAGUGCCUCUGGAGACCGUGAAUUCAUCUACUACACUCUUGAAGCAACUCAAGAUAACUUACCAGUGGCCAUAGACUACCUGAACAACAUAGUGUCAAACCAAGAGUUCAGGCCGUGGGAGCUUGCUGACAAUGUUCCCCGCUUGAAGUUUGAUCUGGCGGCCAUUCCUCCUCAGGUCCGUGCAGUAGAUUUGCUGCACAAGGCUGCUUACCGUCGUGGUCUGGGCAACUCUCUCUUCAUCGCACCCAAGAGGAUUGGCACCAUCAGCUCGGAGUCCCUGCAGCACUUCGCCUCUACUUCUGUGACCCAGGGCCGCUGCGCCGUGGUCAUCGUUGGUGGCAAUCAGGAUAGAGCCGCUAUGGUCGCUCAGAACCUGCAGAUUGCUACCGGUGGUGACGGUCAGAGCGCUGCCAGCCCAUACUUCGGUGGUGAAUUAAGGAAGGAGAUGGGUGGAGACCUGGCGCACGUGGCUAUAGCGGUGCAAGGCGCGCCCGCUGGCUCCCCGCAGAGCCUCGCGCUGGCCGUCGCUGCUAAAGCUCUUGGCAAUGGGCCGGUCAUUAAAUGGGGAUCUGACAACACCCCUCUCGCGAAGGCGAUCGGCAACGUCGGGCCGUUUGCUGCAGCUGGCUUCAACGUGUCCUACUCUGACAACGGCUUGUUUGGAGUCGUGCUCUCUGUUGCUAAGGAUGAGGCUAACGCUGCCGUAAAGGCAGCUGCAAAGUUGCUUAAAUCUGGUAACUUGAGUGCCGAUGCAAUCAAAGCGGGCAAGAAUCAGCUCAAGGUGCAAGUGCUGUCUGAAGCUGAGGAUGGCAGCGAUCUGGCAGAGUCUAUCGCUGCCCAGGGCCUCACCACACGCACUGCCAAGUCUCCAGCUGACAUCGCCAAUGCGAUUGAUCAACUGUCCAGCAGUGAUAUCUCUCAGGCUGUUUCAAAUGCUGUCAAGACGAAAGUUUCCAUGGGAGCUGCAGGAAAUCUUGCCUUUGUCCCAUACACAGACGAACUAUAGACACACAAAUAGUAAUUGUUAAUAGGAAAUAAUGUUACAAACCACCAUCAAAAUAUCAUGAAAAAUUGAUUACUGUAAUUUAUUGUUAUUAUAUCUAUUAAAUUAAAAUAUGUAUA
Bicyclus anynana (squinting bush brown) is the source of this 1553-nucleotide messenger RNA. It is a transcript of the gene UQCR-C2, whose product is annotated as cytochrome b-c1 complex subunit 2, mitochondrial. Gene Ontology annotation, cellular component: mitochondrion. Gene Ontology annotation, molecular function: metal ion binding. Lineage: Eukaryota; Metazoa; Arthropoda; Insecta; Lepidoptera; Nymphalidae. The record is from RefSeq and is a predicted model, not a curated record. Bases 118 to 1437 code for a protein of 439 amino acids. The transcript is spliced from 10 exons.